This is a messenger RNA of Didymodactylos carnosus, 1635 nucleotides long. The record is from the annotation of a GenBank genome assembly. Lineage: Eukaryota; Metazoa; Rotifera; Eurotatoria; Philodinida; Philodinidae.
AUGAAAAAGAAACACAUUCCUUCAAGUGACUACACAGUGGUUUUGAUGCGCAUCACAACUUGGAAUAUAAACGGUUUACGUUCGUUGAAAGCACCACUAAAAACAGUGCUCGAUUCCCUUGAAAGUGACAUUAUUUGUGUGCAAGAAACAAAAGUAACACGCGAUGCUUUACCAGAAGAUUAUGCCAUUGUGGACGGAUAUCAUUCAUUUUACAGUUACUCAAGAUUGCGCACAGGUUACUCAGGUGUCGCCACAUUUUGUAAAUAUAAUUUUUCGCCAUCUCGAGCCGAAGAAGGACUCAGUGGCCGUUUUGUUCGUCAUUUAACAGAUAAAUUGGGUGGUGAUUACAGUAUACUCGACCAAUUAUUGAAUGAAGAAGAUCUUGUUACCCUUGACAAAGAAGGAAGAACAGUCGUAACAGAACAUCGAUUAACAGAUGGAACAAUUUUAGUGAUAUUCAAUGUUUAUUGUCCACGUGCAGAUCCAAAUUUACCUGAACGUUUAGAGUAUAAAUUGAAAUUUUUUAAAGCAUUGGAAGCAAGAGCCAGAUAUUUUUUGCAACAAGGCAGCCGAAUUAUUAUCGUCGGCGAUUUGAAUGUAUCACAUAAAUUGAUCGAUACCUGUGAUCCUGGGGAUUUGGAAGAUUUUGAAUUGAGUCCAUCUCGAAAAUGGUUAAAUGGUUUAUUAAAUGAUUCUCAAUUUACUGAUACAUUUCGACAUUUUUAUCCAACGGAAUUAAAUGCUUAUACAUGCUGGAGUACUGUAUCACGAUCUCGUGUUCAUAAUUAUGGCACGAGAAUUGACUAUAUAAUUGCUGAUUCUAAAACCGUUAAUGAAUCGUUAGCUAGUUGUUUACUAAGACCCGACAUUUUAAAUUCGGAUCAUUGUCCAGUUAUGGCUAAAUUUAAUUUAGAAUGUCUUCCUGUGUCAAAACCAUCUUCAUUUUGUACACGCUAUUGGCCAGAAUUUCAAGGAAAACAAAUUAAAUUAUCACAAUUUUUAACAAAAAAGAAACCAAAUAAUACUAGUAGUAAUAGUAAUAUAUUUGAAAAUACGUUAAUUCCGUUGAACAGUGAACCGGAUAUUGUGUUAGUAACAAAGGCUGUAUCACCAUGUACAACACAAGAAAAAUUAAAACGUAGUAAUGAUUUAGUCUCAUCAACAUUGACCAAACCUCCAAUGAAAAAAUCAAAAUCAAAUUCAACUUCAAAACAAUCGAAUUUAUUAACAUUUUUCAAGACUUCAAAACCAAUUGAACAACAGUCAGGAACUAGUGAAGAACAACAAGUGAUAAUCAUAACAUCUAUACCAUCGCCACUCUCAAUAUCAACGUUAACAGAAUCUGAUGAAUCGCAAUCAUCUCUUUCAAAUAAUGGUGAUUCACAAUCUUCAACACCUCCAUCAAAGUCACAACAACAAAAUUGGAAUCAUAUUUUUCGUCCACCUACUCCUGCACCAUUAUGUAAAGGACAUCAAGAACCAUGUGUAUUACGUACAGUUAAAAAAAAAGAAUCAUUAAACAAAGGUCGACAAUUUUAUGUUUGUCAACGAGCAGAAGGUGCAAAAGAUAAUCUAGAGGCAAGAUGUGAUCAUUUUGAAUGGAAAGAACAAAAAAUAAAAACAGGAAAAAAAUAA